AUGCGACAAGUCGCGGACGCAGAGAUGAGCAUACAGCGUCGCAUAGCUUUGGCCUGGCUGGUUCAGGCCCAGGCACAAGCUGCUCGCAAUUCUCUUGCGCCUUUCCUCUACCAAACAACGACUCUCGCCCCUAUUAGACCUCGCUCGUUGAGCUCUCCGCCUCUUCGAUGCUCAAGCUACUCGACCUCCGAUACCCCCAACUCGCCUUCAGCCAAACCACAUAACCAAUCGCGAAAUGACCACUCUUCCGAACCGAACGAUAAUAAAUCAUGCGGGACUGCAGAUCAUACCGAAUUCUCCCCUCCUCCCUCUGGGAAGUCCUUCUUACGAAGAAAAGGUGCCUCUAUGGCCAAGCAGAAGCGCGCUCUGGAUGCGAAAUUAGACAAGAAACCUGUACAAAAGCCAAAGUGGAAGCCGAGGCCAAAGUUGACCAGCCAUGAGUCUCGCACGCUCGCGGAGCUCUUCUCGAAACUUCCAUCUGAAAAGCGCCAACAAGUGUCGCCGCAAGAAUCAGAAGAGUCGGACGCAAAGGUGGAGGCGGAGGCAGAGGCAGACCAGAUAGAGGCAAUGAAGACAGAGGAAAAUGAAAUGUCAGAGAUCUCUGCCAUCUUUGAUGCCGUUUUGCGGGAUGCGCAGAAGCGAAAGGAUCGUCAGGCCCAACUCAACGACAAACACAGCGCAGGGGAAAGCAAAGUGUUAGAUGCGAAGGCCCAGGAAGACGCAAUAAAGACCCAGAACAAAAUAUUCCAUCUACCCGACACCGAUGAGGAGCUAGCGGAGCUCCUAAACAAAGGCGAGAUGACACUGGCUAACGCAAUUGAGCUGGUCAUUGCGCGCGAAACUACGAGGAUCAAUUCCAUUCUCCACGCUGCUGUUGAGGAGCAAAUUAUGCCAGGCAAGUUUUGGAAACUAUGUCAGACACAUGUUUUCUCCAUGGCGCAACAUCUGCGGCGUGAAGAUGAGAAAACUGCGUCUGGUCAAGCAGUUCAGCACAGUCGCAAGUCCAAGACACCCGAAUCUCCUCUCAAAGUCCCCGCGUGCGUCCCCAUCGAAUCAGUCGUGGUAGCAGUAUACCCACGAGUUCUCCGUACCGCAUUCGCCCUUCUCAACGUCCACUUCCCAGACUCAUAUCUAGUCAAUGAGUUUAGGACAAAGGUCACCUCGUUGGGCCGCGAAUCAGCCACCCUCGGUCUCUCAGCCCAACUAUACAACGACAUGAUCUACUUUCACUGGCGCGUCACACAUGAUAUCGCCGAAUUAGUCACCCUCCUACGUGAAAUGGAGCUCACGGGGGUCAACCCAACGGCGGGGACAAUCACCAUUAUCAAUUCAAUUGUGGAAGAACGACAAAGUGAUCUGAAGCGGCGGCAAAGGGAUAAACCAUCGGAUCAGCCAUGGUGGGAUCACCCACCCAAUCGCAAGGCUUUCCGCCAGUUAACUGGUGAGGAUACUUGGGGGGAUGGCUUGCUUUCUCGGAUGACUAAAUUAUACAAAAGCAAGAAGCUGAAGAAGGCCGUUAGUGAUACAUUCAUUUAA
Molecule: messenger RNA, 1536 nt
Organism: Aspergillus puulaauensis
Lineage: Eukaryota; Fungi; Ascomycota; Eurotiomycetes; Eurotiales; Aspergillaceae
Exons: 1
Coding region: 1-1536 (511 amino acids)
Cellular component (GO): mitochondrion
Source: RefSeq, a predicted model, not a curated record